GCAGCGGUUACAUCAUCCUGUGGCGUGGCGGUGGCCGAUCGCUGCCCCUCCUUCGUGUGGCUCGGUAUUGUCUCAUUCUGCUCAUCCUGCUAGACGAGAUGAUGACUGUGGCUGGGCGCGCUCUAUUUUGGGUGCUGGUAAGUCAGUCCUUCCGGCUCCCUCUCCGUGAAGGGUAUCUCGGCUCCCAUCAUGUCCAAUACAAUAUUAGUAACCUGGUCAUACAGGAGCUCGAGGAGCAUGCCAUCUCCAUCGUCCAGAAUACCACCAUGUCGCACCUAGAUGUGUCCUGGAAAUUAGCAUCAGCAAUGAACAGGCAAUGAAGGGGCGAGAUGAUCCGGACACUACAAGGUAAAUUAACGAAAAGAAACCCAACUUUUCAAAUCUCCCAUAAACACACCGCGUUGAUUUAUGCUAUGCUAAAGCCUUUAUUGUAAAAAAAAAUAAAAAAAUUCGUGAUGGUUUUGCGUGACGCCGAGUUGCUUACAUCUUGCCCACCAAGUUGAGAGCUGGCCUGAGGGCUUGCCGGAAAAUUUCUUGUCGAUACCUACUUACGAA
Messenger RNA from Ilyonectria robusta, 555 nucleotides. RefSeq lists its product as uncharacterized. Bases 99 to 320 code for a protein of 73 amino acids. NCBI's taxonomy places the organism in Eukaryota, Fungi, Ascomycota, Sordariomycetes, Hypocreales, Nectriaceae. The transcript has a single exon. The record is from RefSeq and is a predicted model, not a curated record.